Messenger RNA from Tyto alba (common barn owl), 4661 nucleotides. RefSeq names its product RAN binding protein 3 (gene RANBP3). The transcript has 18 exons. Lineage: Eukaryota; Metazoa; Chordata; Aves; Strigiformes; Tytonidae. Bases 86 to 1846 code for a protein of 586 amino acids. Gene Ontology annotation, cellular component: nuclear pore; cytoplasm. Gene Ontology annotation, biological process: protein export from nucleus. The record is from RefSeq and is a predicted model, not a curated record. Gene Ontology annotation, molecular function: GTPase activator activity.
GGAGCAUGCGCUGCCCGGUGGGGCCUGGUGUAAGUGGAAACCGUCCGGUUGCGCGAUGCAUUGUGGGCGUGAUUGAGGAAGUAAAAUGGCGGACCUAGCGAACGAAGAAAAACCUGCCAUUGCUCCACCUGUCUUUGUAUUUCAGAAGGAUAAAGCACAGAAGUCCCCUGCAGAGCAAAAAGGUUUGUCGGAUUCAGGCGAGGACCCCCAGGGAGAGGUUGAGUCCCCCCACCAUGAUCUGGGUCACAAAGAAUCAGCUGGUGAGCGCGACUCUGAGCACCCUGCUCCCGCUGUUGCCUCAGUCAGUGCUACCCUGAGUCCCACUUCUGAAGCCCAGCUUGCUCCUAUUCAACAAGAACUGGCAGGGAGAUCAGCAGAUGGAUCAAGUCCAGAAGAUGGAGAUGAAUCUGAUCGAGAGGAUGGGAGCUACUGUCCACCUGUGAAGCGUGAGAGAACUUCAUCUUUAACUCAGUUCCCUCCUUCUCAGUCAGUAACAAAAAACAACGUCUUUAUGCCAUCAAGCUUCUGUGAACCCUCUACAGGCAAUUCUGACUCUGAACCAGAGGAAAAGAGCAGUGGAUUCCGGCUGAAGCCACCAAUACUUAUCCAUGGUCAGGCACCCAGUGCAGGUCUCCCUAGCCAGAAACCGAAGGAACAGCAGCGAAGUGUGCUACGUCCAGCAGUAUUACAGGCACCACAGCCGAAAGCUUUCUCACAGAUGGGUCUCAGCAGUGGCACGAAUGGUGUAAAUAUCCCACCAGAUUCUGCAGCUACAUCAGAAUCGCUAAGUAACGCAACACUGAGAAGUUCUGACUCUGAAGACAAGGCAGGAGAAUAUCAGAAAAAAGAGUCCAACAACACUUCAGAUGAUGACGGCUCUGAGAAGGUGGAACUCAAUGCACAGCAAGCAUUUGUAUUUGGGCAAAACUUAAGAGAUAGAGUUAAGCUAGGAGAUGAAAGUGAUGAAACUGCUGAUGUGCAGAAUGCUGGCCUGCCUACAUCAGAUGUACCUUCUGCAACAAAUUAUUUUCUACAGUACAUCAGUUCCAGUGUAGAGAACUCUACAAACAGUGCAGAUGCAUCUAGCAACAAGUUUGUUUUUGGACAGAACAUGAGUGAGCGAGUCCUAAGUCCACCAAAAUCAAAUGAAGGUAGUGCUGAGAGUAAUAAGGAGAACACUGCUACAGAGUCUGGGUCUGAAUCAUCUUCUCAGGAAGCCACACCGGAGAAAGCUAAUAAUAUUUCAGAAUCACUGGCAGAGUCUGCAGCAGCCUAUACUAAAGCAACAGCAAGGAAGUGUUUAUUGGCGAAGGUAGAAGUGAUUACUGGGGAGGAAGCAGAAAGUAAUGUGUUACAGAUUCAGUGCAAGCUGUUUGUAUUUGAUAAAAACUCUCAGUCUUGGGUGGAAAGAGGUCGAGGACUUCUGAGACUCAAUGAUAUGGCCUCAACAGAUGAUGGAACGUUACAGUCUCGUCUGGUGAUGAGGACUCAGGGGAGUCUCAGAUUAAUCUUAAAUACCAAGCUCUGGGCUCAGAUGCAGAUUGAUAAAGCAAGUGAGAAGAGUAUCCGGAUCACCGCCAUGGAUACAGAGGACCAGGGAGUUAAAGUUUUUCUUAUAUCAGCAAGCUCUAAAGAUACAGGGCAGUUGUAUGCUGCAUUACACCAUCGGAUCUUGGCCUUGCGGAGUAGAGUGGAACAAGAGCAAGAAGUCAAGAAUGUAGCACCUGAGCCAGAAGUAACACAAUCAAAUGAGGAGGACAGUGAUGAUGAUGUCAUUGCACCUUCAGGAUCAGCUGGAAGUGGUCCUAAUGAUGAAGGUGAUGGGCAGAAUGUCAGUAGCACAUAGCAGAUGUGAGCCGAUCUGCUUGCAAGGCUGCUGUGAACACCAUCUUGCAGGCAUCUCUGGAUACCCCAGGCCAGCUACUAUUUCAGGCAGUGUUGAAGGCUCCAGGACUUAAGAACUGUGCAUCCCUGUUCUGUUUGUUUGGUUUUUUGGUCUGGAUCAGUAGAUUCCACACAAAAAAAGCAGACUUGGAAACUACCUGAAUGUGGUUUCGGAUGUGAAAGCUCAUCAUAUUGAUGAGCCAAAAAAAAAAAAACAAACCACAAACAAACAAACAAAAAAAAAACACCAACAAAAAACCCCACAACAAAACAAACAAACAAACAAAAAAAAACCAAACAUUUCCCCUCUUCCUUGUAAUCGAAAUGGCACAUCACAGCUUGUCACAGCUUUUCAUUGGGACCUUUUGACUGUUUCUUCAGUAGUUCAUGUCUUGCAGGCCUCCGAGAGAACUUUCCAACACAAUUCCAACUUGAAUUCUGCUUUCAUAACCCCUACUCCCCCUUACGCGUUUCUGCCUCCUGCAGGGAAGCAGUGUCCUCACCAGUUCCCAUGCUCACUGACUGCCCCUUUGGGUUCAUUCUCUUUUUGGAUUUCAGAUGGGGCAGAUUAUGUUUUUACCUUUUGAUCCCAGUGUAGGUUGUGGACACUGUUGUUCCCUGUCUAGUGGGUUUGUAAACAGAGAAACAAAACGUUGUGGUUCACCAGAAAAGCUUUUGUAAUGCGGUAAUAAGAGACUCUAAAGUCCACAGGAUGUUUUGCUAACUCCUUUUCUUUCUUCCCAUUUCAUUAUUAUUAUUUGGGGAUUUAUAUUGUGGUGAUAACUUUUUUAUUUUAGUUUUUCAAUAAGAUGCUCUUGUGUGUUGAAAAAGUGAAACUAUUGUUUUGUACUGUUCUUUUCUGUUACUAUUUAAGGGAGAGCUAAGCCACUGUAUAUGAUAGAUGUUGCAUACAAUUGUAUGUUUCUGUGGCUACAGUAAAGUGUAGGAGGCAUACAGGUAACACCUUCAGAAAAGUUGAUGAGGAAACAGCUGUUAGCCCUUGGAAUAAUAAAAUAGGCUCAUGUAAUGAGCUCUGUCAGCCAUUAAAAUAAAUCUGUAUAAUAAAGCAGCUCUCAUUUAAUGGCUUGAUUCAACAAGCCAUUUAAGCACUUGCCUGACUUAACUACAUGUGAAUAAUCUUACUGAAGUCAAUGCAACUAUUCAUGCUUAAAGUUGAGUACAUUUUUAAAUAUCUUGCUGAAUUAACGGCCUUAAAUAGAAAAUUAACUUCUAACCCUUCCUCUCCCUGUUCUGUUUCCUGAAGUCUUGCAGCAUGAAGAAAAAGGUAAUAUUGCCAGCUUUGAAUAGUUUGGGCUGAAGGAUAUUGUAUUCUGUUCCACCAAAAUAAAAGCAAGAAUGUGUUUUCCUGUGUGUAAUUCUGAAGUACUCCUACUGUAACCAUAACUCACCUUUUGCUUUGGAUGUUUUCUCAUCAUUUGGGCCUUUUGUGUGAAAGUUGAGUCUUAUUUCAUUAUUAAAACAUAUGCUAUAUUCUUGUCCAGCAAAGUUGGAAUUUGGUAGUUACCAAGAUCAUUGACCAGGUCACUUUGCCUAAAAAUUCCCCAAACUGUUCUAUUUCCUUCAUAAAUAGUUUACAGAUAGAUAAUUUCUCACUUGCUUGCUCUUUCUCCUGUAGGUUAAGGAGAUCUAAAAUGUACCAUUUAAAAGAAAACUAUAAGGGAAGAAGCAUUUAAUAUAGCAUUAAUUGAAAAUGAAAAUCCAGGUUUUAGCACAAAAGCAACUUUAAAAUUAUCCAAAUAGCAAAACAGUCCUUAUUGCCUCUAUUUUAAUGAAACACACUUUCCUUUACUGGGAGUCAAGAACAUGUGCUUACCUGUUAUCUGUUGUUAACCGUUGUUGGUGACUUCAGUGGUUGGGGCAGGGAGGUACUUUGGUUCUCCUGAUAGCCUGUUUAAAGGAACAUCUUGGAUUACUUUUCUGGGGAGUAAAAAGGGCUAAUGAUUAGCUGUGCCACUGCAUUUGUGAUUUCUCUGGAUUGUCCACUUAGGCCUUUUUGCAUUUUGGUGGGGUUUUUUCUCCUUAGUUACGGGGUUUUUAACCAUGCACAAAUCUACUGAUGCACCCCUUCUCAAGCAGCUCACUAACAGAAGCAUAGCAUGUUUCUUAAUACCCACCCACAAGUGAUCUGCAUUUUGAAUCUUGGAUCUUUUUACACCAGGGUGCUCGGAUUCAAACUACUCUUUUCAAACAACCUUGCAGUAUAAAGCUGGUUGUUGUCAGCAUAAGGAAAAUUAAUAAGGUGUCUUGGUCAGCAGGGCCUACCUGUGGAGAAGCGGGUGUUAUUUCCUGGUCCCAAACUUCGUGGGGUCUAUGCAGAGUCUAAUUUUGAGGUGCUUUAGCUAAAAUGAAAUUGUUGGUGCAUGAAGAUUCAGAAAAAUGGAAUAAGUAUGCUUGUUCUGAUGGAGUUUAGUGGUGGUACACAAUCACCUACAGCAUUCUAAAAAAAUCUGGCAACUAUUUACUGGUACAGAUUUUAUUUCAGCUGGAAGUUUUGCAUAUAUGUUCAUAGUGAAGAGGAAAAUACUACUGUGAACCACUAACAGAAUUGGUCAUAGAUGAGUUAAGGCCCUGCACAGCAAGAUUUAGUUAGGCCAAAGCAAAACUCUUAUUUCACUCUCUGCUUUAAGCCUUAGUAAACUAGUGACAGGUAAAAUCAGAUGAUGCCCAUGUGUGUUGAAAUAUUUAUGUAAGACUGUCAUAUCAAAAUGUAUGUGGGAACUACAUUAAAACUUUUAUUGGAAAACAAGCAAACAAAA